AACCUGACACAUUAUCAGGAUUUGGGACAGGAGUACCACUCUAGUUGUCCGUGAGAGUAAAGGAAAAGCAGAAAGAGAGACAGAUUGUGUAGUCUUGUAGAUAAUGGUAGCACACGUGGGAUUUAUCUCUCUCAGCGUUUCUUUUCCGUCUAUGCCUUGUAUUCCUCGACUUAGCUUCACCAGACGCAGACCAUUUGCCAUGGCAGCAGUGAGUGAUGAUCCUAUCCAAGAAUGGAUUCUCACGGAAGGAAAAGCAACCCAGAUUACAAGGAUUCGUCCGGUAGGUGGUGGUUGCAUCAAUCUUGCAAAUCGCUAUGACACUGAUGCUGGUUCUUUCUUUGUUAAAACAAACAGGAGUAUUGGUCCAUCAAUGUUUGAGGCAGAGGCUAUUGGUUUAGGUGCCAUGUAUGAAACUGGAACAAUUCGUGUGCCUAAGCCAUUUAAGGUUGGACCCCUUAGAAACAGUGGAUCCUACAUCAUUAUGGAAUUUAUUGAAUUUGGUGCAUCAAGAAGCAAUCAGUCUGUGUUAGGAAGGAAGCUAGCUGAAAUGCAUAAAGCUGGGAAAUCGGAAAAAGGCUUUGGUUUUCCCGUUGAUAAUACUAUUGGCAGUACUCCGCAGAUAAAUACUUGGUGCUCUGAUUGGAUUCAGUUUUAUGGAGAGCAUAGAUUAGGUUACCAGCUGAAGUUAGCACAGGACCAGUAUGGUGAUUCAACCAUUUAUCAAAAAGGACAAAGGUUGAUAAAGAACUUGGCACCUCUUUUUGAAAACAUUGUUAUAGAGCCAUGCUUGUUACAUGGAGACUUAUGGAGCGGGAAUAUCAGCUCUGACAAGAAUGGCGAGCCAGUUAUACUUGAUCCUGCUUGUUACUAUGGACAUAAUGAGGCUGAAUUUGGAAUGUCAUGGUGCGCUGGCUUUGGAGGAUCUUUCUACAGUUCUUACUUUGAGGUGAUGCCCAAACAACCAGGCUUUGAGAAGAGGAGAGAUCUUUAUCUGUUAUAUCAUUACUUAAAUCACUACAACCUCUUCGGCUCUGGUUACCGCUCAUCUGCUAUGUCAAUAAUAGAUGACUAUCUGAGAAUGCUGAAUGUAUAGAGACAUCGAGACUGAAAGUGUUUGGCACACAUCUGUAGGCACAAACUUUGUGUGAGAAGAUUAUUAUCUGAGGAACAAAUUCUAGUAAAUUGUAUAUGUAGCUUUUGGUAUGAGGAAGAUCAAUACGAGUAGUAUAUGCUACUAUUGAUUCACACCUAUUUUGAUUAAGAUGAACAUUCUAUCAGAAUGGUGUUCGUUUCCUCUGUGCGCUUGUGUAUGAUGGUGCAUGCUGACACAAGAAACCUGGUGAUAGUGUGUGUAAGUAUGUGCGUCUGCCUGUGCCUUUGCCACCGCACAAGCAAGUCUGUGCUAUGAAUCUGAUAGUUUAAUUCCCCAAAUUUUCAAGUAAGGGUUGGGUAAAUCUUUUUAGUGGAAACAACCAAAGUGACAGGAAUGGAUGUCAUGUCAACAUGGCAACAAUAUAUGCUUCUGCCAAAAUGAAAUAUGAGCACUGCAUUUAAC
Messenger RNA from Durio zibethinus, 1555 nucleotides. RefSeq names its product Protein kinase superfamily protein. The record is from RefSeq and is a predicted model, not a curated record. Lineage: Eukaryota; Viridiplantae; Streptophyta; Magnoliopsida; Malvales; Malvaceae.